AUGGAUGGGGCAGAGCAGAGGAGAAUCCAGUCUCAGAGGGGUGUGAGGGGAUAUGGAGCUCUCUCUUUCUCUCUCUGGCGUAAUCAAAUCAAUGAAAGUUUAAUAGACUUUCAGUGAAUUCCAUUAUGGCAACACAGACGCCACGGACCCAUUCAUUAUGAUGAUGUUCUGAAGUGAGAUAUUUCAUUGUGGACCCACACCACUAGUGAGAUGGGGACACUGAGGGAUGGCUGGAGGACCGGGGUCUACCAUCUGCUUCUUUACUGCUGCUCUCUCCCUGUUUCUAUGGAGAUUUGAGGCCUUUCAGCAAAUCAAUCAAUGGAAGCGUGCUUUUCAUUAGUUGGCCUUGAGGUUCUGUAUGAGUCUGCUGACAGGCAUGGCUCAUUGAAGCCGUUUGUUCGAGAAUGUGGGUGACUUUUAGAAGGAGAUGUCGAAAUUACCUGUUUCGAAAUGAAGGAAUGUUCAGCUGGAUAUGUUCAAUCGAUUUCUGUUGGCAAUAUCUUUGUUAGACUGACAGUGAAUACUUCACAUAGCCACCCAUGUUAUAUGGUUUUAUAGAUUUUUCUAGUAAUUGAAUUCUUCAUUUGUCUGAGUCAAUCUCUCUAACUCGCUCCAUCUCUGCUGUCCAUAGGUGGUAAGGGGGGUAAGAAGAAGAAGGUCAAGGCUGGCGCCAAACCCACCAAGGUUAACGGCUCCAACUGGGCCAACGUGCCCCUACCUCCUCCCCCUGUACACCCUCUUCCUGGCACCGAGAGGGACCACUACCCCAACGAGCACUAUGAAGGAGGAGGGUAUGUGCCACACCCACCAUAGCAUACACGCUAUACAUCCACGUAGAUGCAAAACAGUGCACACUCUGCCCAUACAGUCCAACUAGAUUAUUCCACACUGAUUAGAACAAUUGUAUUUAUCUAUCAUUGUCUGACCCUCCAUACAGGCUUUGCCGAAAGUGAGACAGUUACUCCUAAUAGGGGAUUAGGGGACAACAUUAGCCUAUACAAGUAUAUACAGGACACUGUUGAGUUCAAGUAGAACCCAACCAACUGCUGUGUGUUAUUAUAGGACAUUGUCGUGCUCCUGGCUAGCUGUUCUUCUCUGUGGCUAAUAACACUAGUACAUCUGGAGAGAAGUAGAGGGAUCAGUAUGUUACUGUCUCCCCAGGCAGGCAGGAUGGACACACAGAUGGUUUCACAUCAAUCUAUCUGCUCCUCCCAUUUUUCUAGCUGAGGGAGAAACUUCAUGAGUGCAGAAAACAUUGUUUGAGCACUGCAGUCUCCUGCGGCAAGCAGGAUGGACACACAGGUGGUUUCAGAUCAAUCUAUUCUGCUGAUUCUCUUUCUGAGGGAAAUAAUUCAGGACUGCAUUGUUUCAAGCUGUGAGAGAGGGAAGGACAGAAAAAGAGAGAAAAAGAGAGCGAUUCCACAGUGAGCUCUCUCCACUGACUGAGUCUGAGGGAAAUGUUUUACUCACUAAAUUACCCUCACGCUACUGUUAUUGUUAGUAGACAGCCAGGCAGUCAGUGCCUUCAUGUAAAGUCUGCCUUUAGUCAGGGGAGGUGUUAGCUAAAAAUGUUAAUUGUAUCCCAAAAUAGAUACACUCACACAUAGUAUCUCCUUUAACUGCGUGUCUCCCUAGUUGAGGUGUGCUGUCCGCUAACCCUCAUCUCCAGUCUAGGAGACUCAUCUGGUUUAAUAGGCUAUCUGGCAAAUGAGGAGUCCUCUGCACUGUAAAUCUGAGCCUCUUAAUGGCCACAGAUUUAAACAGUUAUGUCCUAUGGAGUGUGCACUGACAAAUUCCUUUAAUUAACAUUUUCUUUACGACUAGUGUUAUUUUAGCAUGUAUAAGCGGCGUUAUGGGAAAUGAAAGCCUCACUCCCUCCACUGCUCCUCUGCUCGGAUGUACAAAGUCCUUUAGAAAGUUUGCCAAGGUCACACUAGUCUGGCACGUGACCAGAAGAAAAAAAGUUGAGUUACUUAGAGCACCUCUCUUACUCCUCCUCCCUCUAUCUCUCUGUGUGGCCACCCCAGGUAUGAGAGUGAUGGCUGGGGUCCUCCCAUGCCCAUGCAGACCUACCUCCACCAGGGAAUGGAGGAUGAGCUAGAAGAGGAGGAAGAGAGGGUCCCCACCCCACCCAUGCGUGGUGUGGCCUCGUCCCCAGCAGCGGUGUCCUUCGGCCAGCAGUCCACGGCCACCCUCACCCCCUCUCCCCGGGAGGAGCUGCAGCCCAUGAUCCAGGCCCACCUGGACGAGAUCACCCGUGCCUACCAACUGGACAUGGCCAAACAGACAUGGUACGUACGCCCACUGGAGGGGAAUACUACAGAAAACAGUAAAAGGUUCAAAUGGGGUGACAUGAGAAUGCCUACUAUGGAUAUUAUGCUGGAUGUGUUUUUCUUUCAGUAUCUGUUUAUUCCUCCUUUCCAUGUUUUAUUUAGGUGUUAUGUUAGCUGUACAGUCACGGGCAUUGCGCAAAACAGAAACACUCAUUAAUCAUGUUAUUUUAAUGGUCCAGUGUUACCACUUACACGACUACCCCUUCUGCUCACUGUAAGAAGCACAAUGUGGAAAUCACUUGUUUAGGCCCCAUCCCACACCCAUGCUGCUACACAUUCCGUUGUUGUGGUGCUCAUGCACGGCAGAUGAAGCCCAUGUUUCAUCCUGUCGGAAGAGAGGGAGAGAACGAAGGAGGAAGGGAAGGAAAGAUGGAGAGAAUGAAGGAUGAAGAGGGAAAGAGGGAGAGAAUGAAGGAGGAAGGUAGGGAAAGAUAGAGAGAACAAAGGAGGAAGGUAGGGAAAGAGGAAAAGAACGAAGGAGGAAGGAGGAAAAGAGGGAGAGAACGAAGGAGGAAGGGAGGGAAAGAGGGAGAGAACGAAGGAGGAAAGGAGGGAAAGAGGGAGAGAACGAAGGAGGAAGGGAGGGAAAGAGGGAGAGGACGAAGGAGGAAGGGAGGGAAAGAGGGAAUGAGGGAGAGAACGAAGGAGGAAGGGAGGGAAAGAGGGAGAGAACAAAGGAGGAAGGGAGGGAAAGAUGGAGAGAAUGAAGGAGGAAGGAAGGGAAAGAUGGAUAGAAUGAAGGAGGAAGAGAGGGAAAGAGGGAGAGAAUGAAGGAGGAAGAGAGGGAAAGACGGAGAGAAUGAAGGAGGAAGAGAGGGACAAAGGGAGAGAACGAAGGAGGAAGGGAGGGAAAGAGGGAGAGAGCGAAGGAGGAAGGGAGGGAAAGAGGGAGAGAACGAAGGAGGAAGAGAGGGAAAGAGGGAAAGAGUGAGAGAAUGAAGAAGGAAGGGAGAGAAUGAAAGAGGAAGGGAGGGAAAGAUGGAUGAAGAAAAAUGAAGGGGAAGAGAGGGAAGGGAGGCAGCGGAGGAAGGAGGGAAGAGGGAGAGAAUGAAGGAGGAAGGGAGGGAAAGAGGGAGAGAAUGAAGGAGGAAGGGAGGGAAAGAGGGAGAGAAUGAAGGAGGAAGAGAGGGAAAGAGGGGAAAGGGGAAGGAGGAGGAGAAGGAAAAAGGGAGGGAAGGGGGAAAAGAAGAAGGGAAGGAGGAAAGAGGGAAGAGAGAACGAAAAAGGGAGGAGAAGGAGGAAGGAGGAAGAGGGAAAGAGGAGAGAAGAAAGGAAAGGGAAAGGGGGGAAAGAGGGGGGGAGAAUGAAGGAGGAAGGAGGAAGAGGAAAGAGGGAAGGAGGAAGGAGGAAAGAGGGAAAGAGGGAAAAAGGGGAGAAAAAGGGGAAGGGAGGGAAAGAGGGAGAAAGGGGGGAAGAAGGAGGAAAGGGGGGAAAGAUGAGAAAGAGGGAAAGGAGAGGGAAAGGGGGAAGGCGAGGGGAAAGAGGGAGGAGGAAGAGGGAAAGAGGGAAAAAAGGGAGGAGGAAAGAAGGGAAGAAGAAGGGGGGAAAGAGGGAAAAAGGGAGGAAGGAGGAAGGGGGGGAGAAGAAAGAGGAAGGGAAGGGAGGGGAAGAGGAAGAAGGGAAGGAGGAAAGAGGGAGGAAGAGGGAAAGAGGAGAAAGAAGGGGGGGAAGGGAGGGAAAGAGGGAAAGGGAAGAAGGAGGAAGAGGGGAGGAGAGAAAAAGGAGAAAAAAGAGGAGGGAGGGGAAGAGGGAGAGAAUGAAGGGAAGGGAAGAGAGGGAAAAAGAGGGGGGAAAAAGGGGGAAAGAAGGGGGAGAAGAAGAGGAAGGGAGGGAAAGAGGGAGGAGACGAAGGAGGGAGAAGGGAAAAGGGAGAAGGAAAAGAGGAAGAAGAGGAGGGAAAGAGGAAGGGAACGAAGGAGGAAAAGAGGGAAAGGGGAAAAGAAGGAGGGAAAGGGGGAAAAGGGAGAGAAUGAAGGGGAAGGGAGGGAAAGAGGGAAGAGAAGAAGGAGGAAGGAGGGAAAGGGGGGAAAAAGGGGGGAAGAAGAGAGGAAGGGAGGGAAAGAGGAGGAAAGAAAGAGGAGGAGGGAAGAAGGAAGAAGGAAGGAAGGAAGGGGGGGAAAGAGGGAGGGAAGAAAGGAAGGAAGGGAGGGAAAGAGGGAGAGAGAAGAGGAGGAAAAAAAAAAAAAAAAAAAAAAAAAAAAAAAAAAAAAAAAAAAAAAAUUUUUAAAAAAAUAAAAAGGGGGAAGGGAAAAGGGGAAAAAAAAGGGGAAGGAAAGGGGGGAGGGAAAAUAGGGGAAAAAAAAAAAGGGGGGGGUUUUUUUGGGUUUGGGGAAAAAUUUGGGGGGUUUUUUUUUUUUUGGGGGGGGGGGGGGGGGGGGGGGUUUUUUUUUGGGGGGGGGGGGAAAAAAAAGGGAAGAAGGAAAGAGGAGAGAUGAAAAAAAGGAGGAAGAGGAGAGAACGAGGGGGGAGAAGAGGAAAGGAGAGUUUAAGGAAAAAUUUAGGGAAAAGGGAAAAGAGGACGAAAGAGAAAGAGAAUGCAAGGAGGGAUAGGGGAAGUGAGGGAAAGAGGGAAAAAUGGAGAGAACGAAGGAGGAAGGGAGGGAAAGAUGGAGUGAACGAAGGAGGAAGAGAGGGAAAUGAUGGAAAGAUGGAGAGAACGAAGGAGAAAGAUAGGGAAAGAGGGAGAGAACAAAGGAGGAAGGGAGGGAAAGAGGGAGACAAUGAAGGACGAAGGGAGGGAAAUAUGGAGAGAAUGAAGGAGGAAGGGAGGGAAAGAGGGAGAGAAUGAAGGAGGAAGGGAGGGAAAGAGGGAGAGAACGAAGGAGGAAGGUAGGGAAAGAUGGAGAGAACGAAGGAGGAAGGUAGGGAAAGAGGGAGAGACUGGCAUCUAUUCAUUACAGUAGAGGGAAUAGGGAAGACUUGUCAGGAAAGAGCCUUCGUGUUAGCCGGUAAUGACUAUGUUGGGUUUGAGAGCAUCUUUGACUACAGGAAAGAGCCAGUAAUCAGAAUCAGAAUCCCUCCCGCCGCAGACCAUCUCAAAGACACUAUGUCGCUCCUUAAACAAACAGGUCUGUCAGCGACAUGAGGCUUGGCGUAGAGCGGAGUGGAGUGGGCUGCGUGAGGGGUGACAGCCUCGUGUCGACAGGCCUAGAGUGCGUGCCCAUUGUACCCUUUUCAACUGCAAUUACAGGGUCUUUGUGUUGGCACGCAAGGAGGAGAGACAUAGAAUUAGUGGAAUUGUUCCAAUUUAUUCAAAGCGGCAGAAUCUGAAAGAAUGUCUAAAUGUAGUUUGACAGUUCCUUUCGUCUACCUCGGAUUCCUUCUUUAUGUCAUCCUGUCUUUCAUUCACCAGCUUUGUCUUUCGUGAUGUCUUUUGACAUUCGUUCUCUUCUCUGCUCUUGCUGUCCCCCCAGCACCACCCCACCCUCUCCUGUCUCUGUGCUUUGGUGCGUACCUGUAGCAUGAUGAUAACCCAUAUUACUCUGACUCUCUGACAGGCACAUGCAGGGUGCCUCCCUCCCCCCCCUCCCUCCCCAGGCCCCCGCCCCUCCAGUGGGGUACGUGUCCAGCACCCUGGUGUCUGACCUGGAGACUGACAUCCCUGACGAGGAUGAGGAGGAGGAGGAGGAGGAAGAGGAGGAGGAUGACGGCUAUGAGAUGUCCAGGCCUCUCUAUGGUAUUGAGCACACGCCAGGGUCGAGCAUGGACAACCUAGACAGCUCUGUAACAGGUGAGAUACUGCACUGA
Molecule: messenger RNA, 6080 nt
Organism: Coregonus sp. 'balchen'
Lineage: Eukaryota; Metazoa; Chordata; Actinopteri; Salmoniformes; Salmonidae
Source: the annotation of a GenBank genome assembly